Messenger RNA from Stylophora pistillata, 1738 nucleotides. Its product is annotated as cyclic GMP-AMP synthase-like receptor. The record is from RefSeq and is a predicted model, not a curated record. Lineage: Eukaryota; Metazoa; Cnidaria; Anthozoa; Scleractinia; Pocilloporidae.
GAGAGGAGUUUCCAUGAGAAUGUUUGUUAUUUGGACAAAAAAUACGCUAAACUACCCGAUAACACAGGGAUUCAAGAUAUCCAAAAGGCCAUAGAGGAAACAGUUUCCCUGCUGCUUUUACAUGUGGCCUCUAAUGAUCAAAGGUUCGAAUGCAAACUUGAGCCGUCUGGUAGUUUUUACGAGGGGACAAAAAUCAGACAAGCCGAUGAGUUUGAUUUUAUGGUGUGCCUUUCCAAAUUUUCGGGAAAAUGUGACGUAGUUUAUAGGGACAGAAACAAGCGGCACAUCUUUUUGCGCAUGCCAACACUCGACGAGGAUGAAAUGCGUGAUUCAUGGUCAGAAUUUUGCAGUGAGGUAAACAAUGCUGUCGAUCCUUUUGACCCUACAACUGAUGGCAACACCUGUCUUUGUUUGAACGGCAGUAUGUUGAAGCAGAAGUUUUAUUCAUUGCUAAGAGAGGCAUUCAAAUCGAUAUCCUGGCCUUCAAAUAUAAAGUUGCUUUCUUCCACUGGUCUUACCUUUGAUCGGUUGAAAUUAAUUGGAGCCAUGCAGGCUGCUGCCUCAGAACAAGUAGAUCUCUUGAGGAAAGAUCAACUUAAGGUGUCUGUAGAUUUAUCUUUGGCUGUAGAAUGUAAAGGAUGGCCUUUGUUGUCUGGAAUGUUUGACAGUGUAAUUGAUGAAGGUCAUCCGGCCUUUCCGAUCAAGAAUGAAAUCAAGAACUCUGGCUUCCAUGCAGUUUCAAAGCUCGGACCUAUUUGGCGAAUUUCCUGGUCCAGAGCAGAGGCAACUAUGCUUAAAUACAUUUUCAGUGAAAAUGGAAAAGCUGCUGUAGUUUAUCGUGUGGCAAAACUGAUUAAUGAAACUCACUUUGUAGAAGCUUGUGAACACACAACUGUCUCAGUUGGUAUAAAUGUGUGUGACACUUAUACUCUGAAGCAUUUACUCAUGUGCUACUUGAUAUCAAAUUCCUCAUGUUGUGGAAAAGACUGUGGUGAAAUGCUUUUGGAUCUUCUUAAUCUUUUACUGGAUGGUCUGAGUAGUGGAAACUGUCCUUUUUUUUUUUUCCCCUGCUGGUGCUAGUAGCAUAAAAAGUGGACCAGUACUUCAGUGUAACGCAAUGGCGUUGAAACAGUGUAUAAACAAUCUGCUCAGUAUGCAAGCAGCGGAUAUCUCUCAAGUGUCAGUGAUAAGCAACAAUUUGUUUAGAGAUGUAAUACCUGUGGUACUACCCCGUCCCCCAAGAAAGAUCAGGAGUUAUAAAAUAACCAAGAUACCAUAAAUGUAAAAUGAUAAUGAUUAAGGCAUUCAAAAUUUCCGUGCAUGCAAACUGAUUUUGGUUCUGCUUUUUUACACUUUCAUUCACUAACUCCAGGUACUCCAACCUAUAGUGUUGAUUCUUCAAUAGAUAAUAAAAAAUGUAGUCUGGCUAUAUUUAGAAUUUUUACUGUCUAUUAGCUUUCAAGUUCUGUUGCCUUUUUUAAACAUAAACUUCCAAUGAGAAGUUAAAAACAGAAGACUUCAAAUCUGAUAAGGGAAGAUGUCUGUAGAAUCAAUUCAUCUUUAUAUUCAGCUGAGUUCAGGGAGUAAAACCCAUGGAUAUCAAUAUACUUGUUACUUGCUGUUGCCAUGUAUCCUGCUUCAUCCUUGCAUACUUUGAGGAAGAACAUGGUGAAACUAAGGAGUGAGAAAUAUAUACUUAAAGUGCACUUCUUUGAUUAAAACAACUUAUUUUGUUUGA